Messenger RNA from Prunus avium (sweet cherry), 2006 nucleotides. RefSeq names its product O-Glycosyl hydrolases family 17 protein. The record is from RefSeq and is a predicted model, not a curated record. Gene Ontology annotation, biological process: carbohydrate metabolic process. NCBI's taxonomy places the organism in Eukaryota, Viridiplantae, Streptophyta, Magnoliopsida, Rosales, Rosaceae. Gene Ontology annotation, molecular function: hydrolase activity, hydrolyzing O-glycosyl compounds.
CAACUCAACUAAUUAGGGAAAAGAAUCAAAGAAAGUUGCAACUACCCUCUUUUAAGUCUUUAUAAUUUAUUGUCGGCACACAAGGCCAUUUUAGUGAAUUCCUUUCCUUCAAGCAACCACAGUGCCCUUGCUAUCUCUACAAAAAUUCGGAACUACUCUCUCCUCUGACUGACUUCCACUCUUCCAUUUCAUCACUGCCUUCUCUUUCUUCAUUCACACACUGACUUCUCUUGGGUCAACAACCAAAACCCAGAAGAAAGAAAUAAACCACAAAAAGGAGGAAGCUUUGAGAGGAUAAUGCAAGGAUCUGUAGCUGAACCAGAAACAGAGGAUGAGGAAGCCAAGCUCAAGCUCCUCUCCAAUGGCAAUCACUAACCUCUCACCUUCAACCAUCUACUUCUGCUUCUUCUUUAUCUCCACUUUACUCUUCACAGCGUCUCAAGCUACCUCUUCUUCACCCAUUUUGACAACCACAAAGCAGCAGCAAAAUCAAGACCAGGACAAAGAGCCAUUCGUGGGAGUGAACAUAGGCACAGACGUUUCGAAUCUUCUGUCUCCCUCAGACCUCGUUUCGUUCCUCCAAGUCCAGCAGAUCAACCACAUACGCCUCUACGAUGCCGACCCUGACAUUCUCAAAGCCUUGGCCAAAACCAAGAUCCGAGUCAUUAUCAGUGUCCCCAAUAAUCAGAUUCUCGCCAUUGGGUCCUCCAACACCACUGCUGCUUCUUGGGUCGGUCGAAACGUCGUCGCAUACUACCCAGAAACGCUCAUAACGGGCAUUGCGGUUGGCGAUGAGGUCCUGACCACAGUGCCCUCUUCAGCUCCUCUGCUUCUUCCAGCAAUUCAGUCGCUUUACAGUGCUUUAGUGGCUGCAAAUUUGCAUACCCAUGUCAAGAUUUCUACUCCUCACGCCGCCUCGAUAAUUCUUGACCCGUUUCCACCAUCUCAGGCUUUCUUCAACCAAAGCUGGACGCAAGUUGUGCUUCCAUUGCUUCAGUUCUUGUCCAAGACAGGGUCGCCUCUGAUGAUGAAUCUUUACCCUUACUAUGUGUUUAUGCAGAACAAAGGUGUGGUGCCUAUUGACAAUGCCCUUUUCAAGCCUUUAACACCCUCCAAAGAAAUGGUGGAUCCCAAUACUUUGCUUCACUAUACCAAUGUGUUAGAUGCUAUGAUUGAUGCUGCUUAUUUUUCCAUGAAGAACCUCAAUAUCACUGAUGUUGUGGUUCUUGUUACUGAGAGUGGGUGGCCUUCAAAGGCUGAUUCUAAAGAGCCUUUUGCUACUAUUGACAAUGCGGAUACAUACAAUUCCAAUCUUAUUAAGCAUGUUUUUGAUCGUAGUGGCACCCCUUUGCACCCUGAGACCACUUCAAGUGUGUACAUUUAUGAAUUGUUCAACGAAGAUUUAAGGUCUCCGCCGGUAUCCGAGGCCAAUUGGGGCCUAUUUUAUGGGGAUUCGAGUGCGGUGUAUUUGCUACAUGUAUCAGGAAGUGGGUCUUUUUUGGCUAAUGAUACAACAAACCAGACCUAUUGCAUUGCCAUGGAUGGAGUAGACUCAAAGACUCUGCAGGCGGCAUUGGAUUGGGCAUGUGGACCGGGGCGAUCCAAUUGCUCAGAGAUCCAGCCAGGGCAGGAUUGUUACUCUCCUAAUAAUGUGAAAAGCCAUGCUUCAUAUGCGUUUGAUAGCUAUUACCAGAAGGAAGGGAGGGCUGCUGGGUCUUGUGAUUUCAAGGGUGUGGCUACCAUUACCACCACAGACCCAAGUCACGGGAGCUGUAUAUUUCCUGGAAGUAAGAAGGUGAGCAAUAAAACAAGGCAGGUGGUGAACUCGACCCAUUCAAGUAGUGGAGCAGACAGAUUAAGAUUCAUUGCCUUGAGCAGCAACAGAAUAAGUGCCAUUAGUAGGAUAUUAUCUGUAUUUUUUCUUGUAAUUUUCUCUACUUUGUUAUUCAUUCCUUUUGUGACUCCAUGCUGAGGUAGAAAUAAAAUAAAUUUUUUCUAAUGUACAA